AUGACCGGCCGCAACGGAGUGCCUCGGCCCUCACUCGACGGUCGAAAUAGAAAGGUGCCGGCAACCCUGGUCGGAAAAGACGACUGGCCGCGGCCGCAGCUGCUGCAAAGCCGCGAGCCCGUCAAUCUUCGAGAGGCGUCGCCCCCCAAAACCAACCCGUGGAGCCGCACCACCAAGCCAACCUCACCCAUCAGCAACGACAGCACGCUCGGCACUCCGGAUUCAGCCUUGUGGCCGACCCCAGACAACAAUCGAGGACCCCCGUCCGCUAAAUCACCGCCGCCAAAGGCAGAUACUGAGCCGGCUGAGCGCUGCCGUGAAGAGUCGCCUGCUAGUAAUCCUAAUUCCGAGAACAAGACUUCCGGCGCGGUAUUGGAAGCGUCGAAAGCAGCAGCGGCGGCCUUGAGUGAACACGGUCUUCGGAAUGGCCAGCCUGAAGACGAGAAUGAGAAGCGCGACGGCUGGCAAGAGUACUUGAAGACGCCGCCGAGUUUUGCCACCAAACACGUCAGAUACUGGCUCUGGAAGACUGGAGCGUGCGCGGACGUGAUACUCCAUCUCGACGACAAGACGUAUUUUUGUCACCGCGAGAUACUCACAGCCGAGUCCGGAUACUUCCGCGACAAUCUGCCACCGCCGACCUCGUCAUGCGUCCCUGUGGAAGUCGCCUUGGUAACUCAUGGAUCGCUCAACUCCCACUGCCUGCGAUUUCUCUACACCGGCCAGCUGGAGGUGGCAAAGCCCCGACGCGACCAGUACCACGACAUUGCCCUCGUCCCCAUGUGCGCUCUGUUUUUUAUUCAGGCGCAAGGACUUCGGUCUCCCUCGAUGGCCGGCCACGUCAUCCGGGUCCUGGAAGAAAUGGCGACGCAAUGGGGAGACAUCUUCGAGUCUACACUCAACUACUGCCUUUGGACCGACCACCAGGCCAACACUUUCGGCAUUCACCUUCAAAACACGCUCUACACUACGUACAACUACGCCGACAGCGCCGCCCUUGCGCCGCUGCGGAUUGCCGUUGCCGGCUUCCUCGACGCCGUGUUCCCGGUCAUUGCCCGGCAGCACAGGGCCAUUGGGCUUUUCUCGUCGCGCGAGUGGCAUCUCUAUGCCGGACGGAUCACGACGGACAUGUAUCGGUCUCGACAGCAGCGCGAGUCGGUCGACGGGCAGCGCUCUGCUGAAGACAAAAUCAAGGCUCUUUGGGAGCAAUGCGAGAAACAGGGAGGCCUGCGAAACCCCGUACCCCUGGAGAUGGUUCGCAUUCCCUCUCUCGAGGGCAACAUCUGA
Messenger RNA from Purpureocillium lilacinum, 1287 nucleotides. RefSeq lists its product as uncharacterized. Lineage: Eukaryota; Fungi; Ascomycota; Sordariomycetes; Hypocreales; Ophiocordycipitaceae. Gene Ontology annotation, molecular function: protein binding. The record is from RefSeq and is a predicted model, not a curated record.